Messenger RNA from Onychostruthus taczanowskii (white-rumped snowfinch), 1102 nucleotides. It is a transcript of the gene HOXC6, whose product is annotated as homeobox C6. Gene Ontology annotation, biological process: regulation of transcription by RNA polymerase II; anterior/posterior pattern specification. Gene Ontology annotation, molecular function: RNA polymerase II cis-regulatory region sequence-specific DNA binding; DNA-binding transcription factor activity, RNA polymerase II-specific. Gene Ontology annotation, cellular component: nucleus. The transcript has 3 exons. Lineage: Eukaryota; Metazoa; Chordata; Aves; Passeriformes; Passeridae. The record is from RefSeq and is a predicted model, not a curated record. The coding region runs from base 199 to 846 and encodes 215 amino acids.
AUAGAGAAAAAUAGGGAAAAAUAGAGAAAAACAGAGAAAAAAUAGGGAAAAAAUAGGAAAAAAAUAGGAAAAAUACAGAAAAAAAUAGGAAAAAAAUACUAAAGAAAAGAAGAAAAGCCCGAGGAGCCCAUCCCGAGGCAGCGCAGGGGCAGCCCCGCGGCGGGAGCGCGCCGAGCCCGCGGAGCGGCGCGGAGCGGGAUGAAUUCGUACUUCACGAACCCGUCGCUGCCGUGCCACCUCGGCGGCGGCCAGGAGGUGCUGCCCAACGUGGCCGCGCUCAACUCCAGCUACGACCCCGUGCGCCAUUUCGGCGGCUACGGCGCGGCCGUGGCGCAGAACCGCAUUUACUCGUCGCCCUUCUACUCGGCCCAGGAGAACGCGGUGGUUUUCGGCUCGGCCGGCCGCUCGCCCUACGAGUACGGCUCGAACGCUUUCUACCAGGACAAGGAGGCGCUGAGCAGCUGCCGCCAGAGCUCGGUCGGGGGGCACGGCACCCCCGGCUCCAUCGCGCAGGAUUUCCCCGGCGAGCAGAGCCGGAGCGCGGCUCAGGAGCAGAAAUCCGGCAUCCAGAUCUACCCCUGGAUGCAGCGCAUGAACUCGCACAGUGGUAAGUUUUUUACGAGCUCGGUCGGGGGGCACGGCACCCCCGGCUCCAUCGCGCAGGAUUUCCCCGGCGAGCAGAGCCGGAGCGCGGCUCAGGAGCAGAAAUCCGGCAUCCAGAUCUACCCCUGGAUGCAGCGCAUGAACUCGCACAGUGGAGGAGGAGGAGGAGGGGGAGCGGCGGCCGCCGACAGCUUGGCCAAGGAGGAGAAGCGCGAUGAGACAGAGGACGAGAAGAAGGAGUGAUGGAUUUUUUUUUUUUUUUUUGGUCGCCAAUCCCCCCCUUUUCCCUCCCCUCUCAUCCCUUUUCAGCCCCUUUUUGUCCUUCCUGGUGUUUAUCGCUGGAGAAAAAAAAAAAAAAAUUAAAAAUUAUGUUGAAAAAGUGUUGGCGGGGAGGGGGGAAAUUAUAAAUAAAUGGAAUAAAAGGGCGAGGCGGGGUGAGAGUGGAGUGAGGGAGAGAAAUGAAAAAGAGGGGGGAAAAUUAAAAAUAAAUAAAUAAAAG